AUCCUCCGGCACCACGACCUAUUCCACCGCAUUGCUGUCCACACUCGCCGCCCACAAUGGCCUCUGACCAUGCAUACCACCCCAAGGACACCAUUGGCCGUACCAUCAAGUCGACGGCCUGGCUGGCCGGCGCUGGUACCUUCGUCUCGGCCAUCCAGAACACCUUGACCAAGCAGAACUAUGGACCCAUGGGCAUCUUCAGGCAGACGGGCGGCACCAUCGCGACUUUCACCGCCAUGGGUUUCUCCUAUGAAUUCGUCCGUUGCGCGACCGCGAACCUGCGCCAGAAGGACGACACCUGGAACGAGAUCAUUGGUGGUUUCUUUGGUGGAGCCAUGGUUGGAUUGAGAGUCCGGACUGUGCCCGCGUUCCUCGGAUACGGUGCGGGUCUUGCCACUAUCCUGGGCACGUUUGACUUCUGCGGUCACGCUUUGACCGGCUACACCAGGGACCCCAACGUGGAUGAGUACGAGAGGAAGGAGUACCUGAGGACGAACAGGAGGAGGCCGUUCGAGCAGACCGUUGCCGAGCUGGGCGAAGGCCGCGGCAUCCGUGGCCCUGGCUACGAGGAGAGGAGGCGCCAGCUGCUGAAGGAGAAGUACGGUUACGAGAUCACCGCGCCCUCGGCCCACUGAACAACGAAAGAGUUUCGAGUUCAGUAAGGGGGAGGGGUUGAAUCAAAAUCGUUGCUAUAGCAGCAAUCCGCGGCGGAUUGGUACCGGUGAUUGGAAGCCAUUUAUAUCACCCUCGCAGCUUCAGGCCCAGGUAGCUUGAGAGGGACGUGCCGAUUACAAAUGGCAAACAUGUACAAAUGCAGUUUAUUACGUUG
Messenger RNA from Aplosporella prunicola CBS 121167, 829 nucleotides. RefSeq lists its product as uncharacterized. The transcript has 4 exons. The record is from RefSeq and is a predicted model, not a curated record. NCBI's taxonomy places the organism in Eukaryota, Fungi, Ascomycota, Dothideomycetes, Botryosphaeriales, Aplosporellaceae. Gene Ontology annotation, biological process: mitochondrial respiratory chain complex I assembly. The coding region runs from base 57 to 635 and encodes 192 amino acids.